CUUGUCAUGUGCAUAACUAUUCGUAACCUCUUAUCUGCAACGCAACGAAGGAAAUGCAAUUUCCUCCGUUUAAGAAUCCAUUUCCCGUUAAAAAUAUGCAGCUCGAUAUGUUUAGCUAUCAAUGCAUUAUAUACGCGGCUAUUUUAAAAACGAAGGUUUAGAUCCGGUAGGGAUUAAUUUUCUGCAAGCAAAAGAUGAAGAAGAUGAAAAAAUUUAGGACGAGCUGCAUGCAGAGUCCAAAAAUUUUACCCCAAAAUUGAAAGAGGCCGCUCUCAUGUUAGCAAUAUGAGUAAGUUACCUCGAAUCCAGCUGUUUUUUCGAAUCCGUCUUGCUUUAGUUCCGAGAAGUUGAAAUGCGUGACAACGGCGUUACUUCCUAGAAUUACUAUACUCUGUGUGUUUUUCUGGUUAAAAAAAAAAAAAUCUAUUGCUUUGAGACUGAUUCAAAAGCAUGGAAAGCUGUAAAUCAGGUAYCUAAACUAGAUGUGAUUUUUCAGUAAAUGUAAUCAGGAGCAGAGAAUCUAUGCGAAUUUGGCGCAUCUUGUUUACUGAGAUCGGGUGGCACUCGGCCGGUCAGGCAAACGAAACGGAGUCGAUGGUAGUUCUCAGAAUAACUUACUCUUUGAACUAAGUAUAUCUGAGCUUGAACGAGGAAGGCAGAUCAACCAGGAAGGCAAGACAAUGAUGGUACUUAAUACGUUUUCAUUUCUUUUCCUGGUAUUUGCUGGUCARUGUGUAGUGGGAGAUCCCACCAGUAUGCAAAAGAAACUGAUACAAGGCAAAUUAGGCGGGAAAGCCAAUCUCACCUGCGAUGUAAUAACAGAUUAUCGAAACAUUGUGCUUUUAUUCAAUAAAACGAAAAUCAAGGAAAAGCAAGGAAAGUUCCAGAAAAUGCCUAAUGGGGCCUUUUUACUCAAAAAUAUCCAGCCUUCAGACACUGGUGUUUACAAGUACAAGCAGAAAAGUGAUGACUUAACAUACAUGAACUCCUGCGUUAUAACGCUUCAAAUUAUURAGGAAACAAUAAUACAGAAGCCUGGAUCGACCGUAUCAAUGUCCUGUAAUGUCCCGGAGCCUCCAGAAAAUUGGCAUGAGGUGUCUUGGAAGAGAAAGUACUCUUCAAAGACUGUCACAAUAGUGAAAAAUGGGAGUGUUACUGAGUUUGCAAAGCCACAAAACUUUUUUAGAAGGAUAUCAGCUUUUGGGAAGAAACUCAAGAUAUCAAAUGCGCACAAGGAUGAUUCUGGGAGAUAUACCUGCAUCGUGCAACUCAAGGAAAACCGACCACGUGAAAUGUAUUACAUCAAUUUGGUUGUCAGUAUGCCAUCAACCAUCAAGCCAACGACCAAUGAAGUUAUAUCAACAGGUAACUCCAUCACUUCCACGCCAUCAUAUCCUGCGUCGACAACUGCGAAAAAAACAAAGAGUUGCGCAACAAGAUCGGCUUCAUACCUUCCACUGGCAAUUAUUGUCAUCGUUUCGUUAGCAUUUUGCUUCAUGUGCAUGUGCAGCUAGAUUACUACAUUAUAACUUUAAAUGUCCUUAGUGUAUGUUAUCAUCAUUCCCUGAGGUUCUAGAAACUUGCUCGCUUUAGAGCUUUCCAUUGUGUAUCAGCAUUGUAGCAGAAGCAAAAAUCUUCUUACUUUGAAAGCAUCAUCGAGUACUGAUCGGUCCAGGUCGACAAUGGAACAAGCGGAUAUGUCAUUGAAUUUGUUAUAAGAUCGUCGACCGGCCAUGAGAAAAUGCUGAACAUGAGACAAGUCGUGUAAGGAAAAUAUGAUAUAUCAUUGUGAUAUCUCAUAUAAAGUGUUCUAAGAUCGUCGACCGUUCAUGAGAAAAUGCAGAACAUGAGACAAGUCCUAUAAGGAAAAUGUAUUCUUAGAUAAAAACAGAAACAUUUAGUAGAGUUAUUACUAAACGAGCUUAUCCAGCUGAAAUGUGUUUCCAAUUUCUUCAUUUGGGCGUUUUAAUAUUUUGUUGUCGUAACUAAAUGCUAUAAAAACAUUUUAAUGUUUUUUAUAAAACAUGAACGCUGAAGCAUCCUUCGAAACGCAGAGAAAAAAUGAAAUACCGACUGGAUUUUUUGAUUAUAUUUUAUUUGAAAUCCAAAUCAAAGCCUGUAAAGCUUUUCAGUUAGAUUGUACUAAGCUCAUUGUAUAUGUUAGAUAGGCAUAUCAUUGAUUAAACUGAUCAAUUUGAUCUUAGUAAUAUACUA
Messenger RNA from Actinia tenebrosa (Australian red waratah sea anemone), 2214 nucleotides. Its product is annotated as hemicentin-1. The record is from RefSeq and is a predicted model, not a curated record. NCBI's taxonomy places the organism in Eukaryota, Metazoa, Cnidaria, Anthozoa, Actiniaria, Actiniidae.